Molecule: messenger RNA, 180 nt
Organism: Brugia malayi
Lineage: Eukaryota; Metazoa; Nematoda; Chromadorea; Rhabditida; Onchocercidae
Gene: Bm530
Exons: 2
Coding region: 1-180 (59 amino acids)
Source: RefSeq, a predicted model, not a curated record
AUGCGGUUGUUGAAUACAUUCUUCAAGAAAGAGUCAGAAAAAGGUUAUGGUAGGACCACGUUUAUAGUGUCGUUGUUCUUUGCCAUGUUUUCUACAGUAUUUAUGGUUUGGAGUGAAGAAGAGCAGAGGAAGCGUCGUCAAGCUGCCGUUAAAGAAUAUGUUCGUAAAUUUCAGCAAUAA